CUACACUGCUCACCAGGUUCAGACUUCUGUGCGUAAAAGCGCACCUGGAUCUAACGCUCCAGUUUUUGCAGAUUCAAUAUGAACUCCUUGAAUUUCCGCGGGCCGUCCAGCGGUGGUGUGUAUCCCCUCCACGGUGUUAACUCCAUGCUGUUCGACCUGCACCACCAGAUGGCGGAGCAGUACCACGUCUACUCUGCAGCCGGCCCUGCAGCGCACACUCUCUCUGUGGCUGAGAGACUGGCAGAGCUUAUCCUGGAGGCUCGGUACGGCAACCAGCAGAAGCAGCGCCGCAGCCGAACGGCCUUCACCGUGUCACAGCUGCAGGCUCUGGAGAAAGCCUUCCAGCAGACUCAGUACCCAGAUGUUGGCAUGAGAGAGAGGCUAGCUGUCUGCAUCAACCUGCCUGAGGCUCGCAUCCAGGUGUGGUUCAAGAACAGGAGGGCAAAGUUUCGUAAAGGUCAGAGAUGCUCCCCACUCUCAAGAGACCACUGUCUGGAGGAGGCACCACAUCGCAGCACCAUGGGACAGGAGGAAGUCAGGGCCAAAGACGAACAGGACAUCACCACAUCACAUGUUGACAGAAACAUCCCUCCUCUUCAUUGCUACUCUGAUGUUUCACGGUGCCCCCUCCGCCUUCACUCUCCUCCACUUUUCCCCUUCAUUGCGGGGGAGCGCUACAGCCACCAGCCUCACCAACCGGCUGUAGGAGUGCUGUCCGCCGAGUUCGCCUUUCCCCCGGUUUUCUGGCCCAUCAUACAGCAGCACAGCUCCGCCCUGGGGGUUCAUCCAUCAUACACCUGA
Messenger RNA from Perca flavescens (yellow perch), 801 nucleotides. It is a transcript of the gene dmbx2, whose product is annotated as diencephalon/mesencephalon homeobox 2. Gene Ontology annotation, molecular function: RNA polymerase II transcription regulatory region sequence-specific DNA binding; DNA-binding transcription factor activity, RNA polymerase II-specific. The transcript is spliced from 6 exons. NCBI's taxonomy places the organism in Eukaryota, Metazoa, Chordata, Actinopteri, Perciformes, Percidae. Gene Ontology annotation, biological process: regulation of transcription by RNA polymerase II. The record is from RefSeq and is a predicted model, not a curated record. The coding region runs from base 79 to 801 and encodes 240 amino acids.